AUGGCGACUAAGGCCUUGGCCGCAUGGACCGUAAACCUUACUCCGUCUUCCAUACCAGCCAGCGUCCAACAAGCCGCAAAACGCUCUCUAUACAACUACGUCAGCUGCGCAAUAGGUGGGUCGAACCACCCUACCGUGACCAAAGCUCACGAUGCUCUUGAGCCGUUCUUCGGCCGUCCAACGUCCACACUAUACGGCAGUGGAGGCAAGAGAACGGACGCUCAGCAUGCGGCGUUGCUGAAUGGCCCCGUGGCAAGUGCCUUGCUAGCAUAUGCUGAGUACAAUGGCUCCGUAUCUGGUCCCGAGAUCCUUUGUGCACUCACCGCUGGCAUUGAGGCGUCUUGCAAGCUUGGCUUGGCGGUUUGGCCGGAACAUUAUGAUAUUGGCUGGCAUAUUACUUCCACGACUGGGUCGAUUGGUGCUGCGGUCGCUGUUGGGAAGCUCAUGAAGCUCAGCGAGGACCAAAUGGCUCAUGCUAUCGGUAUCGCUUCCGUGCAAGUCGUCGGACUAAGGGAGAUGUUUGGCUCCGAUACCAAGUCGUUCCAUCCUGGACGUGCAGCACAGGGUGGGCUCUUAGCAGCAGUGUUGGCGGAAAAGGGCUACACUAGCUCUGAGUCAGCGAUCGAGGCGAAACGAGGAUGGGCGAAUGUGGUUGCUGGUGGUGGGACACCUCAAUUGCAGAAGUAUGUUGGCGAGCUUGGUCAGAAGUGGGAGAUUGAAGCGAAUGCUUUCAAGCCUUUCCCAUGCGGAAUCGUAUGUCAUCCAGCUAUCGAUGCCGCUAUACAGCUACACCACGAAAUGGAAAGGAAGCAGUUUAGCCUCAAGCAGAUUGAAAAGAUUGAGCUUGUGGUGCAUCCGCUUGUGAUCGAGCUCACUUCCAAGCGGAAGCCCAAGGACGGGCUUGAAGGCAAGUUCUCGGUCUUCCAUGGUGUUGCAGUCGGACUGUUGUACGGCAAGGCUGGUCCGGCACAGUAUGCCGACGAGGUCGUUCAGGAUUCAGCCGUCGUCUCUUUACGUGAUCAGGUCGAUGCAGAGUCGAAGAAGUCGCUGGCAGCGGACGAGACGUAUUUGACUGUCUACCUAAAGGGUGGCGACAAGCUGGAGAAGCACAUCCAACAUGCUGUCGGAUCGCUAGAAGUUCCCAUGACCCACGAGCAGCUUGAGGAGAAGUUCAUCGACCAGGCUGCACUUGUGUUGGGUGCUGAAGGGGCGAAGAGGGCGAGUGGGCUUGCAUGGAAAAUUGGCGAGGAGGAAGAUGUGGCUGCGGUGCUGACCAAGAUUUGA
Recurvomyces mirabilis is the source of this 1284-nucleotide messenger RNA. RefSeq lists its product as uncharacterized. Gene Ontology annotation, molecular function: lyase activity. The record is from RefSeq and is a predicted model, not a curated record. Bases 1 to 1284 code for a protein of 427 amino acids. The transcript is spliced from 2 exons. NCBI's taxonomy places the organism in Eukaryota, Fungi, Ascomycota, Dothideomycetes, Mycosphaerellales, Teratosphaeriaceae.